AUGGCCAAUUUCAGGCACCUGGACAAGCGAGACUGCAUCGAUGCGUACAUCGACGGUCUCACAGCUAAAAGACCAUUGGUUGUCGUUGCAGCAAACAUAACCGCGGCGCAAAAAUACAACAACACUCUUCUUGCCGGCUGGGUCACCGGGUUGGAUGUCUGGAGCCUUGCACCCUGGUGGAUCUGCGGAGCCUCCAAUCUGCCUGAUUACAAUGGCCUUUACACUCGGGAAUGGCCCAGCACUUUUAGGGUUGCAUCCUAUAAGUUUCGACAGGAUGGCCUAUUGCUUCCAUUUGGAUAUCCACGACAUGAAUUUGUGAAGCCAAACCCAACAUUGUUCCAGACCGUAGGCUACUGGCCGAUGACAGACCGCCCUGAUCCUUUGCAUGGAUGGUCUCUAAAAGAGGUCUUAAGUACUUCGAGUGGAGCUGCCACGGCCGAUAUUUACGGCAAACUGUAUUUUCACCUCCGAAGAUUGCUUGAUGCUUUCCUGAACCGGAUGUCUGAUGCGAAGCUCACCUUCGAAUUUCACCAUAAGGAUACCUCUUUACUUGUUGAUCACCUCGACAGGAAUUCUUUCGACCGAAUCGAGGGAAGCUGGGUAUUUGGCAUGUCCUUCUUCAGAGGAACUCUUGCUUCGAUCUCCCACGCACAACCCGCAUGCGGCCCGUAUAACCCUCUUAUCAAACGUCAUCAGGAAGACCGCAACUCUGCAAGAUCAUCUCCAGCUAUUUUCAGACACCCAGAUCGAAGAACGUUUACAGAAGUACCUACAUUUGAGCAAAGUUCCGCCAUUAUCUCUUUUGACCUAUCGUCUAUGAAGCUUGCCGCUGCCCGGGGUUUUAUGGCCUCGUAUGACUAUGUCUUCGAAAGAUUCUUAAAAGAAAAAUGGCUUCCGGAGGGCGCGGAAACUGCGUUCAGCGUGACUAUGAAAGAUCGCCAUACAAUCAUUGAGAAGUGGCCCUUUCAAUUGAAACUGCGCCCCGGCGACGAAGGCGCCCAAGAAGAGUUCGAUCUCGGUAUGAGGCAAUGGACUACCGGAAAGGAGCGUUUUAUUGAGUGGAAGGGAGUGUAA
Messenger RNA from Aspergillus homomorphus CBS 101889, 1074 nucleotides. RefSeq lists its product as uncharacterized. The record is from RefSeq and is a predicted model, not a curated record. The transcript is spliced from 5 exons. The coding region runs from base 1 to 1074 and encodes 357 amino acids. NCBI's taxonomy places the organism in Eukaryota, Fungi, Ascomycota, Eurotiomycetes, Eurotiales, Aspergillaceae.